Messenger RNA from Ipomoea nil (Japanese morning glory), 1326 nucleotides. RefSeq names its product geranylgeranyl pyrophosphate synthase, chloroplastic-like. The transcript has a single exon. Gene Ontology annotation, biological process: isoprenoid biosynthetic process. Gene Ontology annotation, molecular function: geranylgeranyl diphosphate synthase activity. The record is from RefSeq and is a predicted model, not a curated record. Bases 193 to 1296 code for a protein of 367 amino acids. Lineage: Eukaryota; Viridiplantae; Streptophyta; Magnoliopsida; Solanales; Convolvulaceae.
CACUCCACAUUCAAAUUUCAUGCCAUUAGUUUCCACUCUUCCUAGUGACGUCAGUUGAAUGCUCUGAGAAUCCUCAAAAGAAAUCUCCGAACUGCAUUUUCAUUCACAGAGGAAAGUAAGUGACGUCAGUUGAAUGCUCUGAGAAUCCUCAAAAGAAAUCUCCGAACUGCAUUUUCAUUCACAGAGGAAAGUAUGAGUCUUGCAAAUCCUAGUACAACUUGGGCAAACACCCAUUCUUUUUGCGGUAGAUUCAGAUCCGGGUCUCUCAUAAAAAACAAUGAAUUCCGCAUAAAUAUGUCAUUCCCAAGCUCAAUCAAGAAACCGCUGUUUCAUUCUUGUUCUGCGAUUCUCACCAAGGAGCAGGCUAAUGCAAUUCCCCAGGAAGAGAGCGAGAACAAGAAACCGACCAAGCUUGAUUUCAAGGCGUACGUGUUGGGGAAGGCGAGUUCGGUGAACAAGGCGCUGGAAGCGGCGGUGUUGCUGAAGGAGCCGCGGAAGUUUCACGAAGCCAUGAGGUACUCUCUCCUCGCCGGCGGGAAGAGAAUCCGGCCAAUGCUAUGCAUCGCCGCCUGCGAGCUCGUCGGCGGGGACGAGGCCACCGCCAUGCCGGCGGCCUGCGCGGUUGAGAUGAUUCACACCAUGUCUCUGAUGCACGACGACCUUCCGUGUAUGGACAACGACGAUAUGCGGCGAGGGAAGCCCACGAACCACAAGGUUUACGGGGAAGGCGUGGCGGUUCUCGCCGGGGAUGCCUUGCCGGGGUUUGCCUUUGAGCAUAUAGCCACCGCCACAAAAGGGGUUCCCUCAGAGAAGAUAGUGAGGGUUAUUGGUGAAUUGGCUAAGUCCAUUGGCGCUGAGGGGCUGGUGGCUGGGCAGGUGGUGGAUAUAUGCUCAGAGGGCAUCUCCGAUGUGGGAUUAGAACAUUUGAAGUUCAUUCAUCUCCACAAAACCGCAGCUUUGCUGGAGGCCUCUGUGGUUCUGGGAGCGAUUCUGGGUGGUGGAACUGAGGAAGAGGUUGCUAAAUUAAGGAAAUUCGCCCGAAACAUCGGGCUGUUGUUUCAGGUUGUUGAUGACAUUCUUGAUGUCACCAAAUCCUCCAAGGAAUUGGGGAAGACAGCUGGGAAGGAUUUGAUUGCUGACAAGGUGACUUAUCCUAAGCUUCUUGGGAUUCAGAAGUCCAGAGAGUUUGCUGAGCAGCUGAACAAAGAGGCUCAGGCUCAGCUCUCUGGCUUUGAUCAAGGCAAGGUUGCCCCUUUGAUCGCCUUGGCCAAUUACAUUGCUUACCGGGAGAACUGAUUCCCACUAAGUGAGUCGAUUCUCGUACUA